This is a messenger RNA of Penaeus chinensis, 471 nucleotides long. RefSeq names its product shematrin-like protein 2. Lineage: Eukaryota; Metazoa; Arthropoda; Malacostraca; Decapoda; Penaeidae. The transcript has 3 exons. The record is from RefSeq and is a predicted model, not a curated record. The coding region runs from base 1 to 471 and encodes 156 amino acids.
AUGAAUCAGAGCAUCAAAGCCGUGUUAGUGGUUUGCCUCGUGGUAGCCGUCUUCGCCGGUGCAAACAGAAGUAGAGGUGGACAAGGAUCCAACAGAUUCCUUCCUGGAAGAUUCGGUGGCGUCCACGGAGUCGGUCUCUUCGCCGGCGAUACUCAUGGUGGUAGAAUCCAUGGUGAUGGAAUUUAUGGUAGCGGUGUCCAUGGUGGAAUUCAUGGUGGUAUCCAUGGUGGAAUCAACGGUGGUAGUCGUAUUACCGGCGGUGGAAUUUCUCCUGACCCAAGCGACUGUAGGUGUUGGUGCAAAACUCCGGAGGGUCAAGCCUACUGCUGCGAGACGGUGCACGAACCAGAAGCACUUGUUGUCACCAAGCCACUAGAUUGCCCACAAGGCCCUCCACAACCUGUUCCAAUGACUACAAGUGUGCUGGCCUCGAUAAGUGUUGCUUCGACAUGUGUUUGGGAGAACACAUGA